Molecule: messenger RNA, 1862 nt
Organism: Arabidopsis lyrata subsp. lyrata
Lineage: Eukaryota; Viridiplantae; Streptophyta; Magnoliopsida; Brassicales; Brassicaceae
Product: sugar transporter ERD6-like 15
Exons: 18
Coding region: 241-1683 (480 amino acids)
Biological process (GO): carbohydrate transport; transmembrane transport
Cellular component (GO): membrane
Molecular function (GO): sugar transmembrane transporter activity
Source: RefSeq, a predicted model, not a curated record
GAUAUUCUAUGCCCACGAGAAAGAAACAAAAGCAAACACAAUUUGUGUUUAGUUUUCAGUUCCGCAUUUCUUGCUUCACGAGACGAGACCAACGAUUCUACAAACUCAAAGAGGUUUCAAGAUUUAUCUCUUCAUUAACAAACAAAAACUAACUUUUCGAUCUCUACUUCUCUAAUCUCAUUCAUAGAAAACAAAGUUCAAGACAGUAUUUAGAACUGAAGCAAUUUUGAUUUCUGAAAAAUGGCAGAAGAAGGUUUCUUAUUACCAGCUUCUCCUAAUGAAUCUUCUUCUUCUUCUUUUUCUUCACUUGUGUCUGAAAUAUCAAAUGCAUGCACGAGACCUUUUGUUCUUGCUUUCACUGUCGGUUCUUGCGGCGCCUUUGCCUUUGGAUGCAUUAUCGGAUAUUCGGCUCCGACACAGACCAGUAUCAUGAAAGACUUGAAUCUCUCCAUAGCUGAUUAUUCACUAUUUGGGUCGAUAUUGACGGUGGGGUUAAUCCUUGGAGCAUUAAUCUGUGGGAAGUUAACAGAUUUAGUUGGUCGUGUCAAAACUAUAUGGAUCACAAACAUACUCUUCUUAAUCGGUUGGUUCGCUAUCGCAUUUGCCAAGGGUGUUUGGCUGCUUGAUCUUGGAAGGUUACUGCAAGGGAUCUCGAUCGGCAUUAGCGUAUAUUUGGGACCGGUUUACAUCACCGAGAUAGCACCAAGAAACUUGCGAGGAGCUGCUUCUUCCUUCUCGCAGUUAUUCGCCGGUGUUGGUAUAUCGGUCUUUUAUGCACUUGGAACCGUCGUCACAUGGCGCAAUUUAGCAAUUUUGGGAUCUAUACCUUCUCUAAUGGUUAUGCCUCUUCUUUUCUUCAUCCCCGAAUCUCCUAGAUGGCUAGCUAAAGUAGGAAGGGAAAAGGAAGUUGAAGCAGUUUUGUUAAGCCUACGAGGAGCAAAAUCUGAUGUAACAGAUGAAACAGCAGAGAUAUUAGAAUAUACAGAGCAUGUUAAACAACAACAAGAUGUCGAUGGUGGUUUCUUCACGCUAUUUCAGCGAAAAUAUGCGUUCUCACUUACUAUUGGAGUUGUUCUUAUAGCCUUGCCUCAGCUUGGAGGUCUUAACGGCUAUUCUUUUUACACCGACUCCAUUUUCACCUCUACCGGUGUAUCGAGUGACUUCGGAUUCAUAUCGACAUCUGUUGUUCAGAUGUUUGGAGGCAUUUUAGGUACUGUGCUUGUUGAUGUAUCUGGAAGACGUACGCUCCUUUUGGUUUCCCAAGCUGGAAUGUUCUUGGGUUGUCUUGCCACAGCCAUUUCAUUCUUCUUGAAGGAGAAUCAUUGCUGGGAAACAGGAACACCAGUCUUGGCUCUCAUUAGUGUUAUGGUGUAUUUUGGAUCAUACGGAUCUGGUAUGGGAUCAAUACCAUGGAUCAUAGCAUCAGAGAUUUAUCCAGUAGAUGUGAAGGGAGCAGCAGGAACAAUGUGUAACUUGGUCAGCUCUAUAAGCUCAUGGCUCGUUGCUUAUUCCUUCAGUUUCUUGCUUCAAUGGAGCUCCACAGGAACAUUUCUGAUGUUUGCCACAGUGGCUGGCCUUGGAUUUGUCUUCAUAGCCAAGCUUGUUCCAGAGACCAAAGGCAAAUCUCUAGAAGAGAUUCAAUCUCUUUUCACUGAUUCUCCUCAAGAUUCUACAAUUUUAUGAAAUCCCACAAAAUUGUAUAAAAAGUAUGUAAACAAAAAAAGUUUAUUAACAAUAUUAUUUAUGUAAACAUUAUUGUUUUCAUGUUUUUGGCAAGAGUUAAAAUAUUAACAAACACCUUUCACAAGAUUCACAUGAAACUAUCAAAACAUUACAGUAAUACAAAGUUUUACAGACUGAAA